AAACCCCUUUUCACUCUCUUUUUCUUUUCCCUCAUUGAAAACUGCAGUAUCCCAGUUUUUAUUUUUGCUUAGAACAGAGGGAUACCAGAACAUAUAUACAUAGAAUACACCACAGCAUCAGACAAGCCUAUCUCCAUGUCUGAUUCCCCCCUCACUCUCUGUUCUUUUAUAUCCCUCCUCCUUCCCCUUCUUCUCAUCUUCAUCCUCUUCAGAAGAAAACAGCCCAGGCCUAAUCUCCCCCCUGGAAGAAUGGGUUGGCCCUUUCUUGGCGAAACCAUUGGCUAUUUGAAGCCUUAUUCUGCUACUACUGUUGGAGAGUACAUGGAGCAGCACAUAGCAAGGUACGGUAAGAUUUACAAGUCCAAGUUGUUUGGGGAACCGGCUAUAGUGUCAGCCGAUGCAGGCCUGAACAGGUUCAUAUUGCAGAACGAAGGGAAAUUGUUCGAAUGUAGCUAUCCCAGAAGCAUUGGAGGAAUCCUGGGAAAAUGGUCUAUGUUGGUGUUAGUGGGUGACAUGCAUAGAGACAUGAGGGUCAUAUCUCUUAACUUUCUCAGCCAUGCGAGGCUACGAACACAUCUGUUGAAAGAGGUUGAAAAGCAUACCCUGCUUGUUCUUAGCUCAUGGACGGAAAAUUCUACGUUCUCUGCUCAAGAUGAAGCCAAGAAGUUCACCUUCAAUUUGAUGGCGAGCCAUAUUAUGAGUUUGGAUCCUGGGAAUCUUGAAACAGAGCAAUUGAAGAAAGAGUACGUGACAUUCAUGAAGGGGGUGGUUUCAGCUCCUUUGAAUUUUCCUGGAACUGCUUACAGGAGGGCCUUAAAGUCUCGGUCCACCAUACUGAAUUUCAUAGAGGGGAAAAUGGAAGAAAGAUUGAAGAGAAUGAAGGAGGGGAAUGAAAGUCUGGAGGAAGAUGAUCUUCUGAACUGGGUUCUGAAGCAUUCGAAUCUCUCAACAGAGCAGAUUCUCGACUUGAUUCUGAGCUUGCUCUUCGCUGGGCAUGAAACUUCAUCCGUAGCUAUAGCUUUAGCUAUUUACUUCUUACCCGGCUGUCCUCGAGCUAUCCAGCAACUAAGGGAAGAACACACGAAAAUAGCGAAAGCGAAGAAGGAAGCCGGGGAAACGGAACUGACUUGGGAAGACUACAAAAGUAUGGAAUUUACUCAUUGUGUUGUGAACGAGACACUUCGGCUGGGAAACGUCGUGAGGUUCCUUCACAGGAAGGCUCUCAAGGAUGUUAGGUACAAAGGUUAUGACAUUCCAUGUGGGUGGAAAGUCUUGCCUGUGAUUGCAGCCGUGCAUCUGGAUCCUUCACUUUUUGACCAACCUCAACACUUCAAUCCAUGGAGAUGGCAGAACAACAAUAACAGCAACAAUAAUGGAAGUGGCCGUGGAGGUUCUUGCCCAAGUGGAAGCAACAGUAAAGCUAGUCACAACUUCAUGCCGUUCGGUGGAGGACCAAGGCUGUGUGCAGGAUCGGAGCUGGCUAAACUGGAAAUGGCAGUGUUCGUUCACCAUCUCGUCCUCAACUUUCAAUGGCAUUUGGCUGAUGAGACCGAUCAAGCUUAUGCCUACCCUUUUGUCGAUUUUCCUAAAGGCCUGCCCAUCACAGUCCAACGUCACUCUUUGAUUUGAUCCUUUUAUAAAGCUAUACAGUUGCAGCCAGAUCAGAGGAAUUAGGGGAAAGAUAUAUAAUGAUUGUUAUUAUUAGGUGUCUCUUAUCCAUCAAGUUCUUUAAUAAAAACGCGACAUGCGAAUAAAUUUUUGUUGAAAGAAUUACACCACCUUUACAUGUCAUGUUUUUGUUAAAAGAACUUAGUGACAAAUUCUUCCUCCGUCUCUUGUUGGAUUUUGCCGCAGUA
Messenger RNA from Neltuma alba, 1856 nucleotides. RefSeq names its product cytochrome P450 90B1. The record is from RefSeq and is a predicted model, not a curated record. Bases 136 to 1629 code for a protein of 497 amino acids. NCBI's taxonomy places the organism in Eukaryota, Viridiplantae, Streptophyta, Magnoliopsida, Fabales, Fabaceae. Gene Ontology annotation, molecular function: oxidoreductase activity, acting on paired donors, with incorporation or reduction of molecular oxygen; heme binding; iron ion binding. The transcript has 8 exons. Gene Ontology annotation, biological process: multicellular organism development; brassinosteroid biosynthetic process; sterol metabolic process.